Messenger RNA from Entrophospora candida, 226 nucleotides. NCBI's taxonomy places the organism in Eukaryota, Fungi, Glomeromycota, Glomeromycetes, Entrophosporales, Entrophosporaceae. The record is from the annotation of a GenBank genome assembly.
AUAGUUUAAUAAACAAAUUAACUAACAAAUUAAAUAAUGAAUUAAAUGAUGAAUCAGUUGGAUUAAUUAAUUUAUCAAAUAAGUUACUUGAAACAUUAAAAAUAUUAAAAAGUUGCUUUGUUUGUGAAAAAAAUUUAUUAAAUAAUGAAAAAGUCAAAGUUUUACUUAGUAAAUUAAUAGGAAUAAAUUCAAAAAUGAUUGAUAAAUUAUCUGGAGAAAUAUCUGG